Lithohypha guttulata is the source of this 1008-nucleotide messenger RNA. RefSeq lists its product as uncharacterized. The coding region runs from base 1 to 1008 and encodes 335 amino acids. Lineage: Eukaryota; Fungi; Ascomycota; Eurotiomycetes; Chaetothyriales; Trichomeriaceae. The transcript has a single exon. The record is from RefSeq and is a predicted model, not a curated record.
AUGGCAACAGCAUCUGUACACGCCUUGAGCACCGGCAGCCUUACCCUGCCUGAACGCUUCUUCAUCACUCCUGCCGAUCCCGAAGCAAAGCAUAGUGUACCAUCGCUCUCAUUCCUGGUCCAGCAUCAGCCCACAGAUAAUCUUUCAAGGACCGCCCGAAUCGUGUUUGAUCUUGGCAUGCGUCGGGACAUAACACUGUACCCAAAAGUCCUCGAAGCACAUAUCAAGUCACGAGCACCAUUCACAACCGAGCCAGACGCCGUUAGCUCUCUCGCUAAAGGUGGUUUGAGAGCCUCAGACAUCGACUUCGUCUUCUUCUCCCAUGUUCACUAUGACCACGUCGGCUAUCCCAAGGACUUUGCAGACAGCAACUCGAACACGAAGUUCCUGGUUGGACCUGGAGCUCUCGAUCUUCUUUCUGGCAAGAAAGUACUCAACAUUGGCAGCCAUAGCGUUUUCGAACCGGAUCUCCUGCCUGCAGACCGAACAAUCGAGUUGCCACCACCACCAGUUUCGUCCUUAGCAUCAGCUCAACCAUUGCCAUUGCAAUCUGAGAUUGGUAUUGACACUCCCCUUGUCUUAUCCUGGUCCUCUCGUCCCCUUGCACCAUUCGAGCACACAAUCGACCUCUUCGGAGAUGGCACAGUUUACAUUGUGAAUGCACCAGGUCACUUGCCAGGACACAUUAACCUGCUCGUCCGCACCUCUGUCUCUCCUCUCAAGUACGUCCUUCUAGCUGGUGACGCAUGUCACGAUAUCCGCCUGUUCACUGGAGAGCGCGACGUAGCCACUUGGACAGAUGACACUGGCCGACAAUGCUGUAUACAUUACGAUAUACCAAGGGCAAAGCAGACGAUUGCAAUGUUGGCUAAGGCACAGAGAGAAGGUGUCGAGGUUGAUAUCAAUGGUGUGAGGCAGAGGGGAGAGGUGGAGGUUGUGUUUGCGCAUAAUUGGGAGUGGGAGGAGGAUGCGUUGAGGAGAAAUAGAUUCUGGCCUGGAAAGAUAUGA